AAAUGACUACAAAAGGACUAGACAGACUCGAUAAAGACUGAAAAACCUUUGGAAACAUAUACACUAUGAUGUCAAAAACACCAUAUAUCACUCUUACACAGAUUAGAAAUAACAUCAUCCUCUCUUUGCUCUCGAUUUCGUAUUGUUUACUUUCUUUUUCAUUCAUAGUUUGAUCACUUUUCGUUGGCUUCGUAGAAAUUUGGAUCCUCAAGGAAAGUUGAGAUUUCUUUACUUUUCCCUGUUAACUAAAAUUGACAGUGCAAAUCUCGGUUCCCACAGAAGAGCCAAUAUAUUGUCUCCUUAAGCUGUUGGGACAUCAUUUUCUUCCUUCAAGCGCUGCCCGAUAUGACACAAUGCUUGUUGAUAUGCUCAAAUUUAGCCUUUCAUAGCGUCAGCUGUAAUACUUAGAGAUCGAAUCCACAUGGACUUGAUCACACAAUAGACUAUAGGCUAUCAGAUUAAAGCUAGGCAACAAAUAGAAAGCAGGAAAGACAGUAAAUUAAACUGUUGUAAAACUAUGGAAUAAAAGCACUAUAUCUAGGAAAAUCAAUAAGGUAAUUUAGAAUUUCAGUUAACAGAUUCCAUAGUUUAUGAAGAACAAUUCUAUAACUCAAAUCACUGCAAUCAAUCAAUCAGUUUUAGCAGUAGAAAAUAUUUAUGUAUAGAUUCUAGAAUCCUAAAUUUCUCUACUAAUUCAAAAAAUUAAGAAAAUAAUUAAGAUCAUGUUUGAUAUGUUCACUAAAUCCCUAAACCAAAUUUUUUGGCGAAUUGUUAUUUAGCUCAUAAAGAUUAUUUAAGGCAAUCAAUAACAUUGUCGUGUCUACCAAUUAUCCUAUGUUCUAGAUUAUCAAGGUUGUCAAUCCAAAUCUAGCGUUGAAAACUAAUGAAGAUGAAGAAUAAAAGAUAAACCCUAACAAAUCUAAUUAGCAAUUCACGAUCCUAAAUAAAUUGCAUUAAAAAUAAGGUAAGAAAUAUUGGACUACCAUCCUGAAGCAAUAAAUUUCAAAUCUAACUAGCAAUUCAUCAACCACCCAACCGUUUCCCUCGACCAGAAAUCACCUGGUUAUCUGCAUAUAACAUCGUGAAGCUAUAAGUCAUAUUUAACCUAAUUUUCCACCUCCAUGGAUUUUUUCACUUUCUUUAAACUGUUACUGUAUUAAUUGACUUGUGGCAUAAAAAAAUGACCAAUUCUUCUAUAGAACAGAUUCUAGAUCAUUCUGAUAUAGAUAUUCCAGUAAUUGUAAUCCAUCGAUUUCCAACUUCCCAGUCUCCAUUAAGCCGGAGCUCAAGCUAGUCAGACAAUUUCUGGUGUUGGUCGAGUAAGCGGUGUAAACAGAAAUAUAUCACAAAGUAUAAGGGAUGAAUUUUUUUUUCGGAAUCAGAGAAGAAACAUUAUGGAUAACCAUCACUAAUUUUGUUUCGAGAUUGACAAUUGGUUCUCUAUGCGACAGAGACGAAUCAAAAACAAUACUUUUAUUAGUAAAGAAAUGUAAGAUGAGAGACGAAGAGAGUGAAAGCAUUCGAGGAAACACAUUAAGAUGAGAAGAGUGUUUCUUUCACUACCCCUACUUUUAUCAGUAAUACAUGUCAUUUUUCUAUUCAAAUUUAUCAGUUGACUUACAAGUAAUAUUUUUCAUAGUUAGAUUAGUAUUUAGGUUUGAUUAAUUUUUAACAAGAUGAAGAAACAGAAAAGGACAUGUUGAGGUAUUCAAUCUCCGAAUCAUACACCAAAGCGUCUAAGUGUUAAAAAUGUAUUUUUUUUGUAAUCAACGUAGACAUACACACUAGCCAAACUGAUGACUUUGUGUCUAUGUGGACAAAGUAGGAUGGUUGACUCCACGCACCACGUGCAAUAUUGCCCGUCUUUGUAUUUUGAGUUCAAGGUAUAUAUGUGAUUUCAAAAGUGCUGAACCUUUUCUUCACUCUUUGUAUUUCUUCCACAUAAAUUGCAAAUGCAUGCCAUUGUUCAGAUUCUUAAUUAAAUCAGCUUCACCAACUCAGAAUAGUUUGUAACACAAGUUACAUGUAAUUCUCGGAAAGUUUUCAUGCAUUCAUCGUUAAGAUGAGAGCUUCAAACUCAGCAAGUAAGGAUGAAAGGCUGGCUCUUUUAUUGAUUCCCUCCAUCAGUCACACGAGCAUUUCUAGUGUACGAUACCAACCUUGUUUUGAGAAUAUGUCGUUUUCUUCCAAGAGCCAUCUGUAAAACAUCAUCUGGAUGGUAUACUUUAUGUUACCUCCUCCCUAGUGGUUAGUGAUUGUGUUUAAGGUUAAUCUAGAUGGUAUGCUUUAUGUUACCUCCUCCCUAGUGGUUAGUGAUUGUGUUUAAGGUUUCCAUGUUGCCGUUUGUGCUUCACUUGCCGUUGUGCUUCACUCCAAAGUGUCUAAUUUAAUUAGUUAGGUAGAAGAUAGAAAAUGUCAUUUCAUGUAAUUUUCUCUUACAUUAGUAAUAAGCAAACACACAGGUAUCAACCAUCCCAAAAGCGAUUUUUUCUUUUGCUUCAGUCAAAUUCUUUUUAUUUUUAUUUUAUUAGCUAGCUUCAUUAUAAGUAUACCAUUCACUAAAAUAUUAAUCAAUACCAUUAAAAUAAAAUUAUCUCUAUUUUGGCCCUUCUAUUAUCCUAUCAUAAUAUUUUUUGCCAUUGGUUUCUCAAAAGGAAUUAUAUCCUUCAUUAAUGAAGAACAUUUUCUUAAUAUAUUUUUGCGCAGUCCUAUCGAUUCUUAUAUGAGGAUAUUUAGAGCAACUUUAUUGCGGUUUCGGGAAGGGGUUUUUAAAAAAAUAACAGGAAUUAAUUAAAUGUAAACUAAAUUAAAAUGGGUGAUACCGUUCCUUAAUCUGUGGUUUGCAAAUCGGUUUCUUAAUGAAAGAAGGAAACAAGUGUAAGAUGGUGGGCAAGACAACACCAUUUUUUUUCCUUUUCCUUUUUUUUCUUUCUCGGUUCUUUCUUCUUUCUCUUGUUUUCUCCGUCAUCUCUCUUCGGUUCUUCGACAUCUCAGAGGACGACGAUGGUUUGUUCUUCAUCGAUCGAUUGAAGAUCGGAAAUGAUGGUUUGUUCUUCGUCUUCUCUUCGUCUUCUCUUGGUCGAUUGAUGGAAGGUGAGAGUUGAUGGUUUGUUCUUCGUCUUCUCUUCGUUCUUCGUCUUCUUUUCGUCGAUGGUUUGUUUCUGAGGCAGAGUUUGUCGAUUGAUGGAAGAUCAAAGUCAUGCAUCAAGAAAGGAGAAGCUGAGAUUCAACAAUCACAAGAAGAAUCAAGUCUUCUUCAAUAAAGGUCAGCUCCAUCUUAUUGUUUCUCUGUUCCAUUGUAUUCAAAGUUCAUAGCUUUUUGUUAGGACCAAUGAACAUAAUUGAUUAACAUCAAUUAGCUCCUUGUGGAUCAAUACUUUUGGUUUAAUUUAGUUGAUUAACACAACAUUAUUUUGUUUUGAUAACACUUGAGGAAGGUAUCUGAAAGAGACAGGACACAACAUGGAGCACGAGUGGAAGAGAAUGAUUCUCAACUGGAGAUUAUACAGAGCAAGGCUCAACUCUCUAUAUAAUUUGUAAAGGAUAAAGUGACUACAGAUGGUGUCUUUGUUCAGGCAGAAGCAUUGAAUUGAAACAGAGGAUGGUUAACAAUCACAUCGACGAGCUUUGUUGAGGCAGAAACAUUGAAUGGUACGAGUAACUCACUCCUUUUGCUAGCUUUUUUCUUUACUGAUGGCGUGAGUUAAUUGUGAUAAUGAAUGCUGCUUACAGUUAGGUUGUGGUUAGGACAGUGUGCUUGUUUAGAGUUAAGUUUGUGGUUGAGUUAAUUGUGACAAUGAAUGCUGCUUAGAGUUAGGUUAAUUGUGAUAACUCAUCUCUAUUAAACCCUGUAGUUACUGCUCCUGCUUUCCAUCUGCUAACCACGUUCAUUGUGACUCUUUCCAUCUUCAAACACAUUUCUUCUUCUUUCUCUCUUCUUUGACAGUCUAGGAUAUGGAUUCUAUGAAUCCAUAUAGUCAAAACUCCAACUUUGUUGAUCUGUUGAACAGUCAACAAGAUGGUUUCCCUCCUCAAACCUAUUUUCGUGAGAGUUGUUCACAACUCCCUGUUUUUAGUACUCAAUGUACUGACCCUUCAAGUUUGCGUGAAGACACACCAUCAGAGAAAAAAGAAACAAAGAAAUGGAGUCUCACCGAGGAUGUUGUGCUUAUUAGCGUAUGGUUGAACACCAGCAAGGACCCUGUUGUAGGAAAUGAGCAAAAAGCUGCUGCUUUCUGGAAGCAUAUAGCUGCUUACUUUGCAGCUAGUCCAAAGGUUCAAGGCAGUGAAAAGCGAGGGUUUAUCCAGUGUAAGCAGAGGUGGCAGAAGAUAAAUGAUCUCGUUUCCAAGUUUUUUGGUUCUUAUGAGGCUGCAACAAGACAGAAGACAAGUGGAAUGAAUGAGAAUGAUGUAGUUAAACUAGCACACGAGAUCUUCUUCAAUGAUCACAAGAUCAAAUUUAAUCUUCAACAUGCGUGGGACGAGCUAAGGUAUGACCAGAAAUGGUGUGAAGCAUCUAGUAGUAAGAUUGAUGGAAGCUAUAAGAAGAGAAAGUGUGACGAUGGUGCUCAGUCCUCAAGCUCUUACGCGACUACCAAUGAUGCUGAGCAACGUCCUCCUGGUGUCAAGGCAUCGAAACGAGGAAGUGGUAAGAGAAUCGGUGAAGCCCUCAAGGGUGUCUCUGAGUUUCAGAACUUGUGGGCAAUUAAGGAGAAAGAUUUGGAAGUGAAAGAGAGACUGUCCAAGAUGGGGCUGCUUGAGACUCUCAUUGCCAAAAAAGAGACACUAUCUGACUUUGAAGAAGCUUUAAAAAAGAAGCUUAUUACAGAAAUGUUGGGCCGCUCAGAGUAGUUUCUGGUUCUGUUUCCGAAGGGUGUUGUGUUCAUCACAUAGUUGAGCAUUGCAGUGGUCUUCUCGUGAUGUGUCACGGACAUGGAAAAGCAGAAGUGUUUUGUUGUUUUCUUGUGUCAGUCUUAUGUCUUUGUUGGUUUGUUGUGUCACGGAAGUAGCUAUGUCUUUCUUGGUUUGUUGUGUCACGGAAACAGCUUGGUCUUUCUUGUUUUGUUGUGUCACAAGACUGCUGUUGGGUUUGUUGUUUUCUACUCUCAUUGUCUUUAAAUGAAGUGAAGUACUCUAGUUUGAAAUGAAAUGAAAGUAUUCUAGUUUCUUUGUGUCA
Messenger RNA from Brassica napus (rape), 5176 nucleotides. Its product is annotated as glutathione S-transferase T2-like. Lineage: Eukaryota; Viridiplantae; Streptophyta; Magnoliopsida; Brassicales; Brassicaceae. The transcript has 4 exons. The record is from RefSeq and is a predicted model, not a curated record. Bases 3955 to 4851 code for a protein of 298 amino acids.